Molecule: messenger RNA, 2907 nt
Organism: Corythoichthys intestinalis (scribbled pipefish)
Lineage: Eukaryota; Metazoa; Chordata; Actinopteri; Syngnathiformes; Syngnathidae
Product: pre-B-cell leukemia transcription factor 1
Exons: 12
Coding region: 955-2241 (428 amino acids)
Biological process (GO): embryonic organ development; regulation of transcription by RNA polymerase II; eye development
Cellular component (GO): nucleus
Molecular function (GO): RNA polymerase II cis-regulatory region sequence-specific DNA binding; DNA-binding transcription factor activity, RNA polymerase II-specific
Source: RefSeq, a predicted model, not a curated record
CCCCCCCCCGUCUUUACAUAAACACAGAGCGGACCCCUGGACCUAAAGCUAGCUGAUUUUUUUUCCUGGGAGGUGAUGUCUUUGCAUUAAUCCUCCAGCUGGAGUCUUCAGGAAAAUCCAGAAAAAUGCACCAGCUGGCCGCUGAACAUCUCUUUCAACAUGCUCACAUUCAGUGUCGACUUUAAUAGUCUUACCUACUCUAAAAUGUCUGUAUGCCGUCGCACAGCGCCUCCCUCUGGACACAACGAAAGGAACGACGCUCAGGCAAAGUGUCCCACCUUCCCGGGGAUGGAUGAUUGACGUCUCGGGAGAGCGUCGAGGUGGGACUUGCGCGCGCCUUCUUCUCCAAUGGAGACUCGACGGGGGCGGAGGCUCCUCAUUAGGAGUCAGUUAACACACACAAGAGAAACAAUAACACACUUGACGUCCUAAAUCCUUCACAUGGGAGGGCGGCCAGUUAAGGACUGCGGAGAGCUUUGUUUUUUGUCAUUUUGGGGGUGACGAGGACGCGCAUUCAAGCAGGCGCGACACUUUUAAUCCCAUUAGAAGCCUGGAACGUGCACGUUCACCUCUCUCUCUCUCUCCGUCGCUCUGUCUCUCCGUGUAGCGGCGCAGGAGUGGCCAAAGCCAAAAGCAGCGAUUCAGAUCAGAUUUCAGCAAGAGAAAGAGAGAGAGAGUGCGCUUGCUUGUGCGUGUGUGUGCGAGGCAGUCAGUCUCCCUCCUCCCAAAUCUCCAAAAGCUCACCGAGGAGGCGCGGCGAGAAGAAUCCAGAGGAAUUUUGCGCGGAUAUUUCCUUCCCUUUUUUUUUUUUCAGCAGCCAUCGCUCUCCCGUCCUCUCCCCCCUUCUCACCGCCCCUCUUCCCCCGCUUUUAUUGUUUACAUCCAAAAUAAAUCACGAGAAGAGAAUCCGAGAUUGAAAAGUUGGAGGCGAGGCAGCAAGGACCGUGGCCGAGGAUGGACGAGCAGCCUCGCUUGAUGCACUCUCACGGGGUAGGCAUGGCCGGACACCCCGGCCUGGCGCAGCAUUUGCCGGAUGGCACCGCGGGGACGGACGGCGAGGGGAGGAAGCAGGACAUCGGUGACAUUUUACAGCAAAUCAUGACCAUCACCGACCAGAGCCUGGACGAAGCGCAGGCGAGGAAACAUGCAUUGAACUGUCACAGAAUGAAACCUGCUCUCUUCAACGUCUUGUGUGAAAUAAAGGAGAAAACAGUGCUCAGUAUUCGUGGCGCCCAGGAGGAGGAACCCCCUGAUCCGCAGCUGAUGCGCCUGGACAACAUGCUGCUGGCCGAGGGCGUCGCAGGGCCCGAGAAAGGCGGAGGGUCGGCAGCCGCUGCGGCGGCGGCUGCGGCCACCGGGGGCAUCGGCGCCGACAACUCGGCAGAACACUCCGACUACCGGGCCAAGCUGACGCAGAUCCGACAGAUUUACCACACGGAGCUGGAGAAAUACGAACAGGCGUGCAACGAGUUCACCACCCACGUGAUGAACCUGUUGCGGGAGCAGUCUCGAACGCGACCCAUCUCGCCCAAGGAGAUUGAAAGAAUGGUCAGCAUCAUCCACCGCAAGUUCAGCUCCAUCCAGAUGCAGCUCAAGCAGAGCACCUGCGAGGCCGUCAUGAUCCUUCGCUCGCGCUUCCUCGACGCCAGGCGAAAGAGGAGGAACUUCAACAAACAGGCGACAGAGAUUCUAAACGAGUACUUUUACUCCCAUCUCAGUAACCCUUAUCCAAGUGAAGAGGCCAAAGAAGAGCUGGCCAAGAAAUGCAGCAUCACAGUGUCACAGGUGUCCAACUGGUUUGGAAACAAGAGAAUCCGCUACAAGAAAAACAUUGGCAAGUUCCAGGAGGAGGCCAACAUGUAUGCGGCGAGGACGGCGGUUAACGCCACCAGCGUGUCUGCGCACGGCAGCCAGGCCAACUCGCCCUCAACUCCCAAUUCAGCAGGUUCUGCUGGCUCGUUUAACAUGUCAAACUCCGGAGACUUGUUCAUGAGUGUGCAGUCCCUCAAUGGGGACUCAUACCAAGGGGGGCAGGUGGGGGCCAACAUACAAUCCCAGGUGGAUACCCUUCGCCAUGUUAUCAGCCAGACCGGCGGAUACAGUGACAGCCUCGCCGCCAGCCAGAUGUACAGUCCGCAGGGCAUCAACACAAACGGUGGCUGGCAAGAUGCUCCGACCCCUUCGUCAGUGACAUCACCCACGGAAGGACCCGGAAGCGUUCAUUCGGACACCUCCAACUGAAUCCGUCCACCCUGCCGUCGUCACCUGUAUAAAAAGCUGAACUGACCUUCACAGUAUUGAAAACAAAGGAGUUCACGAGGUACCGUGGAAAUGCCGAGAGCAGAAAAACCCAAUAGUAUUUCCUCUGCUUGUAACCUUGGACAUUUGGGAUACAAACAUUGAAAUUCUAAAGAAAUCAGCGGAGAGCUUUCUUUGUACAGCGUUCACACACGUUCUAUUCUAUUCUAUUUCGAGGGCUGGGCUUACUUAGGAUUCACCCGUUUCCACUUCCGACGCAGCAAACGCUAACGUAAAUAAACCCGAGCGUCGCUCGCUUUUUGUCGUCAUUCUACCUCUCGGCCACUCAAAGAAGAAAGUAGAAAAACGGCAGUUGUUUUGUAAAAAGUUGUCUUUACGAGCAAGAGGCACAUCUUCUUACUUAUUCUACAUUUCGUUGUCUCUCACCUAUUCUAUUCUAUGGUACGCCAUUUUAGACUAAUAUUGCUCAGUUGUUUACAAUGUGUGCUUGAUCCAAGUAUGUCCAACCCCCAACCCUGACCCGGUCCCCCUUUCGCCCGCCUGUGUCUCCGGCGUCUUUGAACCCAGUUUGUGUCGGGACAUGUCCACCUCUAAGGUAACCCUGUGAAGUAUGUUAUCUGUAAAACAAUAAAGAAAUACUUGUCAUCA